Messenger RNA from Blastocystis hominis, 531 nucleotides. RefSeq lists its product as hypothetical. NCBI's taxonomy places the organism in Eukaryota, Bigyra, Opalinata, Blastocystidae. The coding region runs from base 1 to 486 and encodes 161 amino acids. The transcript has a single exon. The record is from RefSeq and is a predicted model, not a curated record.
AUGAACUUGAUUAGUUUGUUCGAUUUGGACGAAGAAGAUCGUCUCUGCAUUGAGCGAGGCGAGAUUCCCAAGAAGAAGAAGAAGCAUCAUAAGACUUCUCGUCCUGCUGAAGUGCUUUCUGAAGGUUCUGAAGAUGAGGACGACAAUGUGGAGUUCGAGGCUCCCAUUGAGCGUCGUAUGCUGAACCGAAAGCAUCGUAACUACCUGUCUUCGCAGGGCUUCGGCAUGAUGUCCGAAGAUGACAUGAGCCAGCGCCACAUGUUCGACCAUGUGGACGAGAAGCUGUCUGCGAUGCAUGUGGACAAGCCGGAAGAAGCGGAGGUGGAUGUGAGCGAUGUCGAUAAUGACUGGGAGGAAGAGGCGGCGCGAAGCCGACUGAAGGAUCUCAGCAAGAAGCUUGUGGUCCCUGAGAGACAGAAGAAGGUGAAGGUCUUUAAGCCCAAGUAUAAGAAAAUGAACGGAGAGGUCUAUGGCCAGCUUAAGUAAGCUGUUUUUGCCGGAUUUCGCCUGGCUUAGUUGCUGAUAGCUUGA